This is a messenger RNA of Dryobates pubescens (Downy woodpecker), 1074 nucleotides long. It is a transcript of the gene MMADHC, whose product is annotated as metabolism of cobalamin associated D. Gene Ontology annotation, cellular component: mitochondrion. The record is from RefSeq and is a predicted model, not a curated record. The transcript is spliced from 8 exons. The coding region runs from base 61 to 951 and encodes 296 amino acids. Gene Ontology annotation, biological process: cobalamin metabolic process. Lineage: Eukaryota; Metazoa; Chordata; Aves; Piciformes; Picidae.
CGCCAUUUUGCAGGAAGAGGACAGCCAGGCCUGUAGGCGAGAGGGAGUCCAGCGUCUGCAAUGGCCAGUGUGCUCUGUAACAGAGCCAGAUUGGUCACCUACCUGCCAGGGUUUUAUUCCUUAGUCAAAAGAGUUGUAAAUCCCAAGGCUUUUUCUACAGCAGGUUCCUCUGGCUCAGAUGAGCCUCAUGUUGCUGCCACACCUCCUGAUUUGUGUCCCAGAACUGUCUGGCCAGAUGAAGUAAUGGGUCCAUUUGGUCCUCAGGACCAGAGAUUCCAGCUGCCUGGUAACAUUGGCUUUGACUGUCACCUAAAUGGCACUGCCUCUCAGAAGCAGCCCCAAGUUUCAGCAAGCCUGCCUGAUAUAUUAGCAGAGCCUUCUGCAAGUGAGAGGCAUGAAUUUGUCAUGGCACAAUACAUGAAUGAAUUUCAGGGUGCUGAUGCUCCACAGAAGCAGCAAAUAAAUAAUGCUGAAAGCUACUUUGAAAAUGCAAAGGUAGAGUGUGCAGUGCAAGCUUGUCCUGAGCUGCUCCAAAAAGACUUCCAGUCAAUGUUUCCAGAGGUGAAUGCCAACUGUUUAACAGUGCUAACUGUCACCCAGAAGACUAAGCAUGACAUGACUGUGUGGAGUCAGGAAGUGGAGGAUGAGAGAGAAAUGCUGUUAGAAAAUUUCAUCAAUGGUGCCAAGGAGAUUUGCUAUGCAAUUUGUUCUGAAGGCUACUGGGCUGACUUCAUUGAUCCAUCCUCAGGACUGGCAUUUUUUGGCCCUUACACCAACAACACCCUGUUCGAGACAGACGAGCGCUAUCGCCACCUGGGCUUCUCCAUCGACGACCUCGGCUGCUGCAAAGUGAUCCGGCACAACAUCUGGGGCACCCACGUGGUUGUGGGGAGCAUCUUCACCAAUGCUGACCCUGACAGCCCCAUCAUGAGAAAACUGAGGGGAAACUAGGAGCCACCCAGGGGCUUGGCAAGUUCUUCUGACCUCUUAAGAUCCCUCUGCUUGAUGCUCCUCUCCGAGCGUUGUCAGGGAACGCCGCCCGUUGAGGCAGAUAAUAAAAGUAGCUGGUAUUUA